Drosophila arizonae is the source of this 766-nucleotide messenger RNA. RefSeq lists its product as uncharacterized. NCBI's taxonomy places the organism in Eukaryota, Metazoa, Arthropoda, Insecta, Diptera, Drosophilidae. The record is from RefSeq and is a predicted model, not a curated record. Gene Ontology annotation, cellular component: membrane.
GUGAACUUUUCGAUAUCUUAAAUAAAAUUAUUGUGUAUUAAAAACAUGAUCACAACAGCUAUAAACUAUUCCCUCGUAGUUCUACUCGGACUCUAAUCGCUGACUCCUCUUAAAGUGUAUCGUUGUGGUAACAGUCCGCAUAACCCUGCCUAGCAUAUUGGACUAUGAUGAACCGAGUUUGUUCCAGCAGAUGAAAUUCAAUGUGAUCAAAGUGUACAUAUCGUUGACGGCCAUAAUAGUGCUUGAAGUGCUACUGAUAUACUUGAGUGUUAGUGCGAUGUAUAUGGUGUCAGAGUGGCUGUCUGUAUUGUAUGUGCCUCUGCUGAUAUAUGCCAUGCACCGCACAUAUGCGCUAUGUGUGGUGCAGCUGCAACCACUCAUCAGUGGCGACGACGCGAACCUCUUGCUUCUGCAAUACUACCAGGAUUACUUUGAGAACGAUGACCCGAAGUGGUUGGACUUGCAGGCGAAGAUGGGCUGUUGCGGCUUGAGCGGUCCUCAAACUUACCUGGACUACUUGCGCAGGGUGCCUGCCGUGUGCUAUCGCCAAGGUAUUCUAGUUACUCGCGGAUGUGAGUAUGUUGUCUACGAUGCAUUCCAAGGGGUCCAUCAGUUAUCCAAGCUGCUCAUCUGGCUAGCACUGGGCAUAGAGCUCGUAACUUUACUGCUUUACAUGAGGCUGAUAAUUAGGAAAUAUAGAUAUUUAAUAUGUAGAAGAAUUGUUGCGUAUAAUGAUUUUAAGAGGUAUUGAGCGAAUAGAGUAUGA